Pelobates cultripes (western spadefoot toad) is the source of this 43581-nucleotide messenger RNA. NCBI's taxonomy places the organism in Eukaryota, Metazoa, Chordata, Amphibia, Anura, Pelobatidae. The record is from the annotation of a GenBank genome assembly.
CGCGGCGCUGUGGACGCUGGGAGUUUGUGGAUGUGUGUUGUGUUCAACGCGGAGUUCGAAUCGGUGAUGAAGAAAAGCGAUAAAUAAACCGGAUGAGCUGAGUCCGGCACCAGUAAGUCAGGGUGCAUGCUGGUCAGGAAGGGGAGGGGGUAAUGGGGGCUUAGUAAGGUCUGAGGGAAUGUUUACAGAAUAUCACCUGCACAGUGGGGGGCACCGGCAGGGAAGGGGGCAGUCUGGCAGGGAAGGCUAUAAGGUUACGGUCAGUGGGGGGCAGUCUGGCAGGGAAGGCCACAUGUCAGUGGGGGGGCAGUCGUCAGUAGCCCGGCAGGGGAAGGGUUACAUGUCAGUGGGGGGCAGUCUGGCAGGGGGUCGCACAGUCAAGGGGGGGCAGUCUGGCAGGGAAGGGCUACGUCAGGCAGUCUGGCAGGGAAGGGUUACAUGUCAGUGGGGGGGCAGUCUGGGCAGGGGAAGGGUUACAUACGUGGGGGGGGCACCUGGCAGGGGAAGGGUCAGUGUGAGGCAGUCUGGCAGGGAAGGGCAAGUUAGGCCAUGUCAGUGGGGGGGGCAGUCUGGCAGGAAGGUUACAUGUCAGGGGCAGUCUGGCAGGGGAAGGGUUAUGUCAGUGGGGUGGGCAGUCUGGCAGGGGAAGGUUGGCAUGUCAGUGGGGGGGGAGCAGUCAGGGGGGGGCAGUCAGUGGGGGGGGGCAGCCCUACAGGGAAGGGUUACAGCAUGUCAGUGUGGAGGGGGCAGUCUGCGUGGGAAGGGUUACAUGUCAGUGGGGGGGGAGGCAGUCUGGCAGGGAAGGGUUACAUGUCAGUGGGGGGGCAGUCUGGCAGGGUUACAUGUCAGUGGGGGGGGCAGUGGCUACAUGUCAGUGGGGUGGGCAGGGGGCAGUCUGGCAGGGCAUGUCAGUGGGGGGGCAGCAGGGAAGGGUUGGCAUGUCAGGCCAUGUCAGUGGGGGGGGCAGUCUGGCAGGAAGGCUUACAGUCAGUGGCAGGGAAGGGUUACAUGUCAGUGGGGGCAGUCUGGCAGGGGAAGGGGUUGGCAUGUCAGUGCGGGGAGGGCAGUCUGGCAGGGAAGGGUUACAUGUCAGUGGGGGAGGCAGUCUGGCAGGGGAAGGGCUACAUGUCAGUGGGGGGCGGUCUGCAGGGAAGGGUUACAUGUCAGUGGGGGGCAGUCUGGCAGGGAAGGGCGGGUCAGUGGGGGCACAGGGGUACAUGUCAGUGGGGGCAGUCUGGCAGGGGAAGGGUUACAUGUCAGUGGGGGGCAGUCUGCAGGGAAGGGCUACAUGUCAGUGGGGGGGCAGUGGGGUUACAUGUCAGGGGCAGUCUGGCAGGGAAGGGUUACAUGUCAGUGGGGGGGGCAGUCUGGCAGGGGAAGGUUACAUGUCAGUGGGGGGGAGGCAGUCUGGCAGGGGAAGGGUUACAGGUCAGUGGGGCAGUCUGGCAGGGAAGGUUGGCAUGUCAGUGGGGGGGUCUGGCAGGGGAAGGGUUGUCAUGGGGUGGGAAGGGGCCAGCGUCAGUCUGGUGGGAAGGUUGGCAUGUCAGUGGGGGGGCAGUCUGGCAGGGGAAGGGUUACAUGUCAGUGGGGGGGGCAGUCUGGCAGGGGAAGGGUUACAUGUCGGUGGGGACGGACAGCCUCCAGUCACCAUAACCACUUCAAAUGUUCUUCUUUCAUAAUAUUGUAAAGCACUGCAGAAUAAGUUGGCAUGUUAAAAGAACUAAACUGGCUGUCGCUGGAAUCCCGACACACUCAUCUUUCCAACCUUGUGCAUAAGAGCAUUUUUGGGAAGCUCCCACCCUACCUGAGUAGAAUGCUCUCCCGGCUGUUCCCACCUCCUAUAACCUCCGAUCCACUACUAGCACGAUACUUAGCAUACCGCAAUACAAAAAUAAAGUGGUUCGAUCCUCCUUUUCCUACAGAACACCGCAAUUAUGGAAUAACCUAAGGGACACCGUCAAAUCUUCAUUCAAUCUAAAAUCUUUUAAGAGAUCCAUGGCAAUAUACCUCAGCACAGAAUGCACCUGUCAUGGUUGAAUAUAUUUAUUACCGAUUAUGUAUUAAAUUUAUAUAUAUAUAUAUAUAUAUAUAUACACACACAAAAAUAGAUAGCUUGGCACUCACCCUAUCUCCAAUUCAAUGAAUAUCUUGAUGCCUUGGUGCAAUCCCACGUUAUAAGGUAUAUAGAAAGGUAUAAGAGAUGCACUCUCAGGACUUUACAAUAAAUCCAUUGGUCACUGAUCAGAUGAUAUAACCUUUGUUUUAAUAAAUACCAAUGGAUUUAUUGUAAAGUCCUAAGAGUGCAUCUCUUAUUCAUUUUUAUAUAUAUAUAUAUAUAUAUAUAUAUAUAUAUAUAUAUAUAUUGUAAUAAUGUUUUGUGGACACAGGACAUACUUGAAAACGAGAGAAAUCUCAAUGUAUCAAUCCUGGUAUAAAAUAUUUUAUAAAUACCAAUAGUAAUUAUAAUAAAUCACUCAGGGAGUGCUGAGAGUAAACUAUCAACAAAAGUUAUAGGUCGUUUCAGGGUUUGACAAAUCCCAGGUCGCCAUUUUGACUAAGAAUUUUGCCCUGGCUCCUGGGAUUGGUCAGCCCAUUCCAUCCUCUUCCUCCUAUCUCAAUCACUGUGUAGCGCUCUGUGUGCCGGUGUACCGGGAGGAAGUGAAAUGUAAUUAUUUUCUCCCAGCGCUGAGGCUGCACAGCAGGACACCUGGCAAAAUCGUCUCUGUUCGUCGCACGCCCCCAUUUCACAGACCAGCCUGCCCACAUUUCUCAGACCCGACUGCCCGCACAAUCGUUUCCCUGCGCGGCUUCAGUGCCGGGACGAAGUAGUUGCAGAUACCUUCAAUUCUUCCCGGUGCACAGUCAACUGCACAUGAUAUCGAGAUGGGUGGAGGAGAGGAGUCUUGACCAGCCGCAGCCCACUUCCACUAGCUGCAGCCAUGCCAACGAAUCUAAUGUCUGCUGCUGUACCCAGUCCCACUGGACCUCAGGUAGGCCACUCUCCUGCGCCCGAAAGGUAGGAAACAGGAGAGUGGCUAAAAAUAUGUAUUCGCUUUUUUUUCUGUGUGUAUAUCUGUCUGGCAUGUAUGUGUGUGUAUGUGUAUUUGUCUGUAUGCAUCUAUGAUUUCUUUGUGUGUGUAUGCAUCAAAUAAUAUCUUGUGAGAGGAUGUGUCUGUCAGUGAAUGUUUCUUUUUUUUGGUCACCAGCCCCCCUCCGAUCACAUGGCAAUGGUGUUUUUACUCUCCUGUUUUCCAACGCUGUGCCAGUCUCACCGCAGCUGGCCUGCCUCCAUAACUGAGAUUAGUCAUUACCAUUCAACAUCUCCUCAUAGUGAAGCAUUAAAGCAAUGCAUCUCUAUGGGGAACUUCAGCGCCGCCUCCACGCUGAAUGUAGGUGCUGCAUAAUGUGUCCGUUUCAGGGAUUUAUUAAGCGGUGUGAUUUUCAUUAUUGGUAGUUUCUCUUUAAAUUUCAGUUCGGAGAGGAUGGGGGCAAUUUUUGUUACUUUGUUACUCUACAUGUUACUUGCAUUUUGUCUUUGGUAUGAAAAUGGUUAAAUGGUAAGCCCCAUGAAAGAGAGCAUGUAGAUAAAUUACUCUUUAAUGUAAAUUUCUCUCACAGAGGUCUGUCUGUCAGGAUGGAUUUCUCAGUUAAAUUUAAUUUUGGGGGUGGAUUGUGGGUGAAUAUAAUUGGAGGUAUUUGUUUCUGAGGUGGGCAUACUGUUUGGUGGAAAGGAUGGGGUUAAAUCUAUGUUGUAAUGUAAGGGCUCUGUCUCUGGCAAGUCGUAAGCUCUAGUGGUUGUGGUGUUUGGAGUGUUUCUUUAAACUGUCAAUGAAAAUAAGGGCAGUAAUCCUGCCGCCAGACAUGCAGGGUGUAACACAAAUUGGUUUGCCUGUCAGUUUGAAGAAAAAAUGAUCUACUUACAUUAUAUCCUGAAUUAUGAGCUUGAUAAAGUAAAUGCAAUGUCUUUGCUGCUGUUGAAUAUUUAAUUAAGAGGUACAAAAACGUCAUUCAGUAGUGACAACGGUUUCCACUGUUAUUCCUUUUUUAAGACAAUUUGACAGUUACUAAAUGUAUUCUUUUUCAUUUUUGAAAUAUCCUAUUGUGACUUUCCUCAACAUGCAAUGUUUUAUAGGAAUGAGCAUGUCUAUAGUAACCUAUGUUUCUUCGAUAUAGGUAUCAAUUGAAGUAGCCCAGGAAAAUAAAGUACAAUGAGUUGGGUUGUUGAGGAAUGGAAGGAAGGGCUUCCUACAAAGAGCCUGCAGAAAAUCCAGGAGCUGGAAAGUCAGUUGGAUAAACUGAAGAAGGAACGACAACAAAAGCAGUUUCAGCUUGAGUCUCUAGAGGCUGCAUUUCAAAAGCAAAAACAAAAGGUGAUAUUUUAGAAUUGGGUCACGUAGUACUUGUACACACCUGUCUUUCAUUUGUCCGAAUGUAUGGCAUCAGUUUGAAUUUAGAUCAGUGAUGGCUUACCUCUGUCAUUCCAAUGGUUGUUAACUAUGUAUCUUAUGAUCUUCUGUCAGUAUCACUCUAUUGGCAUGUCAGAAUUCUUAAUUCUCAUUAUGCUCAUUCAGCCUCAGAGGUUACCGUUAAAUGCACACCCCACAUUUAAUUUUACUUUUAGCUGCAGCAAUUUGCAAAACAUGUUGUAGUUAUAUGCUCAAACCAGCUUAGACGAUGACUGGAUGACUCAAUUCUUCCUCCUUUCUGUUCAAGUACAACCUUUGCUCAUUCAUCGUAAAAGGACACUAAAGGCACCCAGGCCACUAUAUCUCAGCUAAUUUAUCAAACUAAUCUUAAACGGUUUGAUUUCUAACUCUUCCUCCUGGCACCAUAACUACUACCAAACAUAACCACUCCAAACUUAAAGGACCACUAUAGGCACCAGGACCACUUCAGCUAAAUUAAGUGGUCUGGGUGCCAGGUCCAUCUAGGGUUAACCCUGCAGCUGUAAACAUAGCAGUUUCAGAGAAACUGCUAUGUUUACAUUAGGGUUAAGCCAGCCUCUAGUGGCUGUCUCAUUGAUUUUCACAGUGAGAAGAUGCUUGCGUCCAUAGGAAAGCUUUAAGAAUGCUUUCCUAUGGACUGACUGUGCGCAUUCGACGGAAGAGGGAGGAGAGUCCCCAGCGCCGAGGGAGCCCGGUAAGCCUUUAACCCCUUCCUCCACUUAGAGCCCAGCGGGAGGAGGGGCCACGAGUUUGUUUUCCUGGCACUAUAGUGGUCUUUUAAAGGAACACUAUAGUCACCCAGACCAUUUCAUCUUAAUCAAGUGGUCUGGGUGCAGUGUAAAACAUAGUUUUAAGAAACUGCAGUAUUUACAUUGCAGAGUUAACUCCUCCUCUAGUGUCUGUCAUACUGCCAGACACUAGAGGCACUUAUGCAGCACAGUAAAGAUCUGUCAUGUGACGUGGAAGUGUAUGCGCUUGCAUGCGCAUUAGGUCCCCACUGGUCUUCUAUGAGAAACAUUGGAUUGGAUCUCGCUGGAGGAGGCACUACCUCCUUCGUGAUGGCACCUGGAGAGGAGAGGUGAGCAGCGCCGAGAGAGCCUUGACUCUGGAAACAAGGAAAGUUAUGUUUGAAAUACAGAUUUGUAUUGCUAAUUUUGUAGUGUUCCUUUAACCACUGCUUGAAGUGUUUCUUUAAAUCAGCCCCUGUUUAUAAUGUGCCAUUUUUACAUUGUUUCUAGUAUAUUUGCUUGGCUACAUAUUCCGCACGUCUGGACAUUGUGUGUUAAAAUUUCAUUUUUAUGAAUGUGAUUGUGUAAUUUGAACAGGUUGAAAGUGAAAAAGGUGAAGUAACAGCACUGAAGAGAGAGAAUCAAAGCUUGAUCGAAUUAUGUGACAACCAGGAAAAAGCAAAGCAGAAGCUUCUCCAUGAUCAUCAAGUGAAAGAGUCCCAGGUCAACUUUCUAGAUGGGCAGCUGGCUUCAAGCAAGAAACAAAUUGAGAAGUUGGAACAAGAACUGAAAAGGUGUGAAAAGAAUCAAAGUUUAAAUUGUACAGAAAUAUUGCUAAUAGCAGCAGGGUUCCCACUAACUUUAUACUGUUAUUUGUAACGGGCAGUCAGUGAUAGGCUGAGCACAACCUCUAACCAUCUAAGUUGUGAGCGCCCAAUUGGGGACUGAAGAAAGAGAGUGGACUGGCACCCGGGAACCCACUUAGGUGUUAUACCAUUGAAAAAUAGUUUAACACUUAAAGGAAAUGCAGUACCCGGGGACUCCAGCCCUCAAAACAACUGCAUUGAGAUUAAGGUAUUUGAUGGGAGAGAGUCUCUUUAAUAUAUAUUGAGAGUAGUGUUAUCUCAGUUGGGGACUUGUUACAUUUUUUAAAAUAUUAGUAUUCCUAAGUUAUGUUUUUUUAAAAAUUGUUUGGAAAUAGUGUGCUCACUUUUUUUUUUGUAUUUUUUUGUAUUUUCUUUAUUUUUGGUCGUGCUUGAAAAUACAAUACAUCCUGCGUUGCCACAACUGCAGACGCGAGGAUCUGUAGAACAUACAAAGGUACAUGUAGUAUGACAUUGAGAACAGUUAGAGACAAUAUUAUGCAUCUUGAGAACACAGCACGAAAUUUUUAUAUUUGGGGUAAUAGAGAUAGUGAAACAUAACACUUGGCUGGCUAGGUGAAGAAUGUCUUCGUGACUAAACGGUUUCAUUGCGUGCUAGGUAGAUCAGUAAAAACGAUUAAACCGAACAGUUUUGUAGAAGAAACAUGUAUUAGUCAAGAUAAUGUAGGUGAUUCAUAUGGUAGCACUAGUGGUUUGCACAUUACGGGUGACUGUCAGGAUUAACUAAGUAAGGUUUUAACUGCUUAACAAUAACAUAAAACAAUAAAAUAAAGCUAGUAGUACUUUUAUUAGCAAAAUGCGUAGUGUGACCUGAAUGUACUAGUCGUUAAAACUAGGUAAAGCAGUUAAACAGUUGUGUGCUUGAACAUUAUAGUAAGCUUAUAACACCGCAUAGCCUAGGGAGGAGAUAGCUUGAAUUUAGCAUUUCAAGGUAGUGAUGUGGCAUCACAAAUAGAUAGGUACAACCCAAGGGUUCCACUUAGUAUUAAAACAUUGCUGAUCUGGUUUAGGAUGCUAACAUUGCUUGGGUGAACAAUUAUUCUAACAUGGCAGUAUCUUAGCUAGGCAUUAGGUUCUACUGCGUGUUUUAAUAUAUAUAUUGAUGUCGCUUUUAAAGUAUUUUCUCCAGUUUUGUUCAAUUGAGCAGGUGAGGUACACGUUUAGCUAUGACAAAACUGCAUAAAACAGCAUAUGAUCUGCACUAGGGCUCAGGGUCUUUUAGUGUUAGGUAAACAGGCUAGGUAGGGAGGCAGGUAGAGUGCCAUUGGUUUCUAGGCUAGGAACAUGUAGAGACAUAUAUAGUGACAUGACAUAUAUAACCAUGGGUUAUUUCUGCAGGAGAUGCCCCUGUGGGGAAUUUGGUAAUAAGCAGGUUCCAUGUGUAUUGGUCCCCGGAUGGUAGUUAUGGGGGUUAUAGUCCCGGCAACAUAUAGAUAAACAGUAAUUUAAACAUAAGAUAAAGCAAACACUUUGCCCAAUGAGAAGUAUAUGAUGGUUCUGCAUAUUUUCAAAUGGUAGUUAUGUCGAGCUAGGUCAACUAUACAGGCUAGUGACUUCAAGCUAAAGCGUACUAGGCAGAUGUGCCUGGGAGCAAACAGGUUAUUUAAACAUUGAGUCUCGCAUGCAUUGAGAACGUUACGCCACUGGGUUGUGGGCCUGGGCAUAGGGGACUGUGCAUCUGAUUAAGUCAAAAUUAUAAGCAACUAAAUAAACAAAGCCUAGCUAGUUCUACCUUGCAGGGUAACCUGUCAAUUAGCUUAGAUUACACUUAGGUGAGUAACUAAGGAGACACACAGUUAUUAAUACUUUGCUAAGUCUUAUGCGGUGAGGCUUAGGCCUGAUGUGACAGUUGCAAAGCUAGAACUAGGUUUGGUACCUGUUAUAACACUUGCAAUGAUUAGUAGGAGUCCAGGGUGAUGGGCAUUGCAGUCGUCCGCUUGAGAAAUCAGCCAACGACACAGGGUGGGAUGGCGGUGCAAGGAUCAAGGGCCAGUUCAUCAGGCGUUGGGGGGAAGCCCCCUCUAGCCUGCAUUCGGCUAGGAGGUUGUCCUGCUUUUCUUGUCUGCCCAUUCCGACCAGCCGGUCGCUUUAUCCUCCGUGUUGCGUUUCUUCUCCUAUCACUCCCGGGUGUUUUCGCAUGUCUUCGGCCCGAGGCCUUAGCGGGGGCCCCUACCACAUGUCCAUUGACCCCAAACAGGGUCGUGGGCCCAGGGUUCCUCCGGGUCCCGGCUAUCUCCCUGGGUGUAUGGGUGGUGGUGGAGAGCUACCUCCAGGUGAGCUCCCGGCUCGGAAGAAGAGUGCGGUCGGGUACCGGGUGUGCGGAGCAUUCGUAGCACUCCGUGGUUGCGGUUUGGGGCUAGGUGACCUCUCCUGUGGUGGCUUUUGUGCAGGGGACGUUUCCUCCUGCGGCGCCAUCUCGAGGCCCUGUGUGGGUUAGGAGCAGUUUGUUUGCGGCUGUGUUGCCUGAGCAUCUCGUUGUUCAGGCAUUGUGUUUGUUUAAUCUGCUUUGCCCUGAUCUCCAGUUUCGCCCAAAAGCCCUCGAAUAUAGCAUGUAGUCUGGCCGCGCAACCCGGCACCCCUGUAUGGCAUUCCGAUGUCUUGCACAGUGUGUGUAGCGCCGCCAUUUUAGGUGUGCCAUGUGCUCGGUUGUCCUGGCGUUGCUGCUUGUUACUGCCCAUCCAGUUGCUUAAUGUGGACCGAGAUGACCCCCGUCGGUCCAUGGGGGGGGGGUAGGAGGUGAGUGCCCAGAGGUAUCCACGUCCAGGUCAGUCAGCGCGGGGAGCGGCCGUCUCCCCGUAGCUCGAUCUCCGGCAGGCCUCGGGUUAUAUGGUCGGGUCCCCAGAGGGUUGCAUGCUUGAUUUUGGUAUCGGGUGAUUCCCCCGGGUGUCCCCGUCAUGAUAAAUGCUCUCCAGUGAGGGAUUGUGCCAGAUUUUGUGGGGAUUACCCCCGAAAAGUGCAGGAUUAGGCAGGAGCUGAAAUGCAGCACAACCUCUCAGUCUGGGUGCUAGGCUCCGCCCCCAGUGUGCUCACUUUUUAACAUGUAAGUGGCUUUAUAACUCUGUAAUUGUUGAUUUCUCACUUUAAUUUAUCUAUGAUCUUAUGCUUUCUUCUAGAUAUAAAAAUGACUUGGAAAAAAGCCAGCAAUCAUUUACUGCUGGAGACAUGUCCCUGUGUGUCACACCCCAGAAAACCUCAUUUAUUUCUUGUACACCUAAUAAAUACAAUGGUAAGUAAAUUAAUCAUAUUUAUCACACACAUCAAAUGUUAUUUCUAUGUCUUAAUAUAACAUCCAUUUCCAUUUAGACUCCAAAUAUGAGGAUUUGCAAGAAAAAUACAAUAAAGAAGUUGAAGAGAGAAAAAGACUAGAAACAGAACUAAGAGUGCUCCAAUUAAAAGUAAGGCAUACGAAAUGCAUUAAAACAACUAUAGCUUAAUGAAAUAGUUUUGAUGUGUAUAUAUCAUGCAAAUGCAAUAGACGGUUUGAUUCUCUGCCAUUUAGAAGUUAAAUCACUGUUGUUUCUGUUUAUGCAGCGCUAGCCGCACCUCCCCAGGCUAUGAUUCGCACAUAACAUUUAUGUGGUUUCAUUUUCCAUCUGAUAACUUACAUUAGAAGUUUUUAUCCCCUCCUCUGUAAAUUGAAAUGUAAUCACAUACAGGAGGCUUCUGCAGUAUCUAGAAGACUUUUUUAGAGUUGUCCCAAACUAAUUUUGUCUCCCUUGCUCUCUCUUUCCUGUAGCGUGAUGUUAUCCCAGGAAAUGGGUUUUAUACCAGCUUGUCAUGAGAACAUCACGGUCUCAAACAGUGAUACUUAAAAAUGACCUUAUAUAUUAUCCAACACAGAUCUAUAAUACUUACCUCCCAACUUGUCAAAAUAUGUUCAUCCAUGUGCUAGACAUGCUUUUUUAUUUUUCAUAACCCCUAUUAGAAUUGGAAUGAUAUGGGGAACUUUUUUUUUUCGCCUGUCACUUUCUUUUUUUGAUUACCCAGUGGGGUUUGUGCUUUCUCAGAAUACCUUGAGAGGAAUGCACUUGGGCCUUAACACAAAUAUCAAUUUUAACCCAGUCUAGUGCUCUUGGACCGUAACGUUCCAUCAUUUUGUCUGUUUUUCAAAGUUUCCUAUUUAGUGAAUAAUCCAAAUGCUACAUGUAUCAAAUCUUAUUCUUUAUAAAAUGCCAUCAUGAAAUUUGUGUAUUGUGAAAAUUUAAAAUUACCCUCCUGUAACAGUUAUUUCUACUGUGUAAUUGUUUUGAGAGAACUUUGAUUUGGUGCAGGAUAACAGUUAAGGUUUGCAUUAAUUUCAUUUAAGAGGGAUGCCCGCAAGAGUUACUCAAUCCAAAAGCAGUGUUUUAUCAACACACUUUAUUUUUUAUUUUUUUUGUAGAGGAACCUUUUUAUGAGGUGGCAAACACCUCUUUGGAUGAAACAAGAAUAAACACAAACCUUAAUUAUAUACUGAAGUGUGGUACAUGCCCUUUUGUUACUGUACAUUUUAUAUAUAUUUAUUUUUCUUCUCAGAGCACAAAUCAGACCCCGCAGUCCUCUUCCCACAGUACCAUGAACCACAGAGAUAUUGCUCGUCACCAGGCAUCAUCGUCUGUAUUUUCGUGGCAACAAGACAGAACACCAAGUCGCUCUUCAUCCAUUACUCAGGACACUUCUCUUAAGAGAGGUUUUGCAGCAACCCAUUUUCCAUGGGAACAAGAGGAGGUGCCAAGCAAAAAAGGCUACAAAUUGGACAAUGUGUCCAAAAGUACAUCUAAUUCCUACAAUGAUAAUGUCAAUGAACAACUUAGAGUCCAGAAUCAAGGUAGGUUUGAUUAAAUUUCAGAGAAUGUGAGUUGAAAAAUAAAAAAUUCUUAAUACAAGAAAGUCUUUUAAAAUAUUACUACUUGUGCCAUAGUUUUAUAUUUAAUUUGAAAGAUGUCUUUGUUGGAUUUCAGUUAUGACAAAGUGAAAUGAUAGUUAGAAAUGUAUAGCCAGUAGCCUGAAAUGUAAAGUUGUUACAGCAAAAUAGGUAAUAAAGGAACUCUAUAGAGUUUGGAAUACAAACUUGUGUUCCUAAAGCUUUAGUGUCAUUGUUCCUACUUAAAUUGAGAUGUAUAAUAAAAAAAUAAGUUUUUUUACUUACCUUUUCCAACGUUGAGGCUUCCUGGGAGCUGCUUACUACUUCUUCCGUAAUGUCACACAGGAGGCAUAGCCUCCAUGAUGAUCAAAUCCAAUGCUCUCCAAUGGGGGUUUCCAAGUCAUAUGACUGAUUUUUACUUGGCCUGUGCAGUAAAAGCGCCUCUAGUGGCUGUCAGGAAGUAGGUCACUAGAUGUGGAUUUAAUCUUGCAAUGUAAACAUUGUAGUUCCUGCAGUUUUUUUACAUUGCUUGGUUAAAAAGACAGUACUACUGCAUCCAGACCACUUUAUUGAGAUGACUAUAGUGUCCCUUUAAAUCUCAUAUUUCUAAUUAAAGUGAAAGUGCAUCUACAUACUUGAAAAUAUAAUUCAGAAGCACUUGAAGUAAAGAGAGUUGUCUUCAUGUUUCAUUCUGUUGCACUGGAGAAAUGUAUUUCAACAAAGUAAUGAGAAGCCUCAUGUAGCUCUGUAGCAUGUGUGCACUCUUGUUGUUGUCCUUAAUUACAAAGCUUUCCAUGGGUCUUCAUGAGAUAAUUCCACGGAGUAUAUGUUCGGUGUUCUGUCUAUAUCAUACACUUUUAUAGGUCAUUCAUUUUUUUUUUACCUGUUUUUGCUCCUUCAGAGCUCAUAUCCAAAAUAAAUGAGAUGGAGACUAGAUUACAAAUUCAGGAAAAGGAGAUAAAAAAUCAGGUUUCAAGGUGCCAAGAAACUCAGAUUAUUUUAGAGAAAACCAAGAUGGAUCUUGCAGAGAAGGACCACACCCUAACAAAAAGCAAAGAUGAGCUGGCCAGAGUGAAGAUACAGCUGGAACAAGCUACAGAUAAGGUAUUGGAAACUGUUCUUAUUAUGCCUAAGAAGUUGAACAUGACAAUAAAAUGUAAUAAUUUUUUAGUAGAAAAACUGAUAUAUUAAAUCUUUAUAAUUUUGUUAACACACUGUUAUUUUUAGUUUUUGUAUGUGUGUGUGUGUAUAUAAUUGAAGCCAUUAGAACAUAUUUGUAAUAUUCAUUGACACAUGAUAUGUAUUAAUAUAUGUUUGUAAAUACUUAUUCUUCUUAGAAAACAUGAAAUGGAGCUUUUGGAAUUUUUCUAGGAAUUUGAUUUAAAAAAUAAUUUAAACUAUAGCUUCUUUUUGCCAAUUAAUGCACUAUUUAACAUCGAUGUGUGUUGUGUAUUUUGUCAGGGCGUGCUGGCUGAACAAAAACUGAAGAAGGUUUCAGAAGAACUUAGCUGUCAAAGGCAGAACGCUGAAAGUUCUCGAAUCACUGUGGAGCAGAAACUAAAAGAUAGAGAGAAGGAACACCAACAGGUAAAUAAUAAUGUAGUGUACAUAUGGACGGAUUGAUUUACAUGUCAUAUGUAGCGUUUUACGUUAAACCCACAUAUAGCCCCCUCUAAUGUUUUCUGUCAAUUAUUCCCUUUAGUCUUGACUAAACUGCACCCAUUUGAAUGUCUUAGUUUAUCUGCCUUAUAGUUGUUGUUCUCUAGCCAAUAGAACAACAUGUAGAAGUUUUUCAAUUCUCACUGGGAUCUGUGCGCCACCUGUUAUCUUGAAUUUUGGUUUGAGAACCACAACCUGAAAAGCACCAUAAGCACUGUAGUGGUUAGGCUGUCAGGGUUUCACUGUCACUAUACCAUUUGUUUCACAGUUACUGGGUUCCCCUUGGUCCAUCCUCUUUAGUUGUAUCGAGGUACAGAAGUUCUCAUCUUUCAGUUUUGUGCAACUUUUCAGAGCAUUCAUAGUCUGAGAGCAUACACUGAAACUCGCAAGCAGUGUGAAUUUUUAUCCAGUUACAGUGCUUGGGGAAUCUUUUUCACCACAACCACUACAGAAGGCCCCUUUAACACACUGUCGGCAUAAUUGCAAAGUCUUUGGAGAGCUGCAGAAAGAGAGCAAUAGUUUACAAAAUAACCAGGACAAGUUAAUGAUGAGUCCUGUAAAGUCUGACUCGUGUAUGUAAGAUUUUCUGUCUCCACUACUACUUUACCACUAAUUUGCGUGGACUCAAAUUAUUACAGAGCAAUACAGUUGUCUUCAGUAAUAUUACUCUAGGUUCGGUUUUAUAAAUAUCCCUUGCACCUAUGCCAAAUAUUAGAAGCUAAACUCUUAUUUGUGUGUGUACAUAGAUAGAGAUCUUGAGCUAUAGUACUAAUGAUGAUACUUGGGAGUGUUCCUUUAAUGGGAGAUCUUGUUUAGUUUUUAUGGUUUAUUUUAGUUCUGAAACAAUUAAUAAUGGUGAAAGGCAGUUGUCAAUCGUGUACAAUUUGUAUUUGAUAUUAUUUUUUUUUUUUUUAUUUUUUUUUAGGACCUUGUGCGUCAACAAAAUUCCCUUCAAAGUAUGGAACAACAGCUGAACCAGAUGAAAACAAAACUGAGCCAGGAGACCCAGCAAGCUAAAAAUCAGUUUAAUGCAAUGCAGGCAGAACUCGACAAAGUAAGAUAUUUGCCAAAUGCAAAGAUUUUAUGCAAAACACUCAUACACACUCUUUUUACCAAGUAUAUCAUAGACAAGUUAUUUAACAGUCAUCCUCUAAAAACGUGUAACUAAAAUGUCCUCACACUUUUGACGUUCAAUUAAAAUUUGCCAAAGUACUAUGUUACUACCUAUGAAAGAGAUAUCACCAAGGCCGGCCUUAGGGGUGUGCGCCAUGGAGCAGGGGGCGCCCUGCGGCCUACACAACUCACACAUUGCUGGCUACCCGGGUGGAGGAUUCCAUUAUUCUCCACCCGGGAUAAAAAACAAAAACAAACAAACAAAAAACUUGGGGGCGGGGCUAAAUGACGGUGGGGCUAAAUGACGGUGGGGGAGGGGGGCUAGCUAGAAGUGCCGGUUAAUUGCUGCAUGGGAAGCAGGAAGGUGUGUGUGUCUGCAUGUAACGGGGUGUGUAUGUGUGGCUGUAUAUCUGUACCUGUACCUGUGUGUGCUUGUAAUUGUCUGCUUCUAACUGUGUGUGUGUAUGUGUCUAAUGAAUAUUUAUUUUUAAAUCAUUUAAUUUAAUAAAUCCCCUAUACAAUCACUACACUUCUAUACAUGGAUGACAGGGGAGAGGGGGCGCUGCGAAGAUAUUUCGCACAGGGCGCCUAAAGGCCUAAGGCCGUCCCUGGAUAUCACCACAUAUAGUAAAUAGACACCAUAUUGAUAUGUAUAGUAAUUUGUAAACCACCAUGCAGAUUAGCAUAAUUGGUGUUGAAUUAACUUUUUCACUGCGAAUGACUCUUCUGAAGUGCAGAGGAGGACACUGUGUUUUCUGGCUCAUUUCCUUCAAACAAUCCCUACUCACUUUACUAAUGAAGCUGAUGUGUGACACUUUUAGUGGCCACUCCUCAGAUGGUCACUAGAGGUGCUUUCUGAGGAAUUACGCUCAGCGUCUCUACACUUUGCAUGGAGACGCUAAACUUUCCUCAUAGAGAUCCAUUGAUCCAAUGCUUUCCCAUUAUGAUUGGCCUAGUGCUGGAGGACCCGUGCAACGCUGGAAGUAAGGUGAGUUUUUGCUAGCUUUAAAAAGGAGGCGGGGGGGGGGGUGCGGUAACUAGUUAGUUUAACAUUAUACGGUCAGGAAUACAUGUGUGUAUUCCUGACCCUACAGUGUUCCCUUAAUUACUUUGCAAGUCUCAAUAUUUUACGGUCAUGUUCACAUCCAUCAAAGGCUGGUUCCGAUUCAAGGGAGUAGUUGUUAAGCAACUAAUGGAAGGAGUUGCCUAAUCUAAUCAGUGAGUUAAUUAUUUUUAGAAUUGGGAAAACCACGAAUUGAAUGUUUAUUUUAUUUAUUUAAAUGAAAGCCUACAAUGUCUUGUCUUCUUCACUGUUCAACAUCUGCUGUUAUAAGAAUUGCUGUUUUCAAUGAAUACUCUAUUUAUGUUUAGGUGAAUCAUUUGAAAAUAAGUUUGGAAGUGGAAAUAGAGGAACUAAAGCAGAAACUCUGCAGAUCAGAACAAGCAUUACAUACCUGCCAGAAAAAUGAAAGUGAUUUUAAGAAAAACGUUGAGGUAACUAUAGAAUAAGAAAAAAAACUAAUGGUUAAUGCCAAUAAAAUCCCCAUACAAGAAUGGGGGUUUCCUGUAGGUAAUCCAAUUUAAUCUAUACCCUGUGCUAACCAACAUUUAUAUUAUUGUUGAUUUAUUUUUCGUUUAAAAUUUCCAUAAACACUAAAUAUUGCAAUGUCAAUGCACUAGGCAGCCAUUGGUGUGUUGAAAUUCACUCCAUAUGAGUUAUGCUAUAAACCUUCCAGGUUUGUAGUGGCUAGUACAUUGCAAGACCUGGCUAGUGAGGUAGGACUUUUAAGCCCUGGAUUAAAUUAUGUUGACAAUAACAAGUCAAGUGCCUAAUGUGCUAACACUCCUUUAACAGACUGCUCCAUACUCAGGAAUAAAUAAAAUAAUAAUAGUCUUUAAAUAAAUAUUUGCCAGGUUUUGUACAUUUUUUACUUUUUUUUUUUUUUGGAAUGUUGUUUCCUUUUACAUAUAGCUUGUGUGUAAUUCCUUAACUCCGGUAAAUGUGUCAAAUUCUUAUUCUUUGAAUUUCUCCCCCCCCCCAUUUCAGUCAUAUACCUGGCUUAUAUGGUACACAUGAUGCUUCUUACUUUUAGCCUCGGUUUCUUGUCAUCAUUAAUAUUCCUCCCCAUCCAUUUUAUUUAUAUAUAUAUAUAUAUAUUUAUAUUUAUAUUUAUAUUUAUAUUUAUAUUUAUAUUCCUUUCCUAAUUAGUUAUUGUAUCAAGUAAGGAGAUAGAAAAGAAACACCAGAGGAGAUAAGUGCUAUAACUCUAGUUAUUACCUCCCACACCCCCACCCCUCUCUUGUGACUUCCAAUGGUAGCUGUUGCCUUGAUAUUCUAUUUAUCUUCCUAUUUUGAAUUUCUGAUUGUGCGAAUCACCAGUUGUUGGUGGAAUAUGUUAGAUAUGCCCACAACACUGCUGGCUGUAGCCCGUGACCAUAUAAGUGUAUAAGGCGCAAGCCAUAAAUAAAAUAAGUGUCAUUCAGUGGUGCUUCUAUCAUAAAGAUAUUGCACCUUAAAACUACCUCAAUGUAGUUAAGUAGAAUAUGCUGUUGCUGCAUGUUACCUAAGGUGCCUGGGUGCAGAACAUUCCAUGCUCCAGAACUGCUGACCUAUUGAUCUUAUUUGUAAUCUAGGGUUAACCAAAAGGAAGCAAUAUACACUAGCAAUUAUGAAAGUAAACCACACUCAGUAUCUGAAACUGUGAAAUUUGACAUUUUAAUUUAAUGUGUGUGUAUCACAAUAAUUUAUACUGUGUUUGAGUAAUAAUAAAAUGCUGUGAAUGGUGAUAUCUGUUUAAAACUGACAACCAAACCUUUUUGCUUCCCACAAUAUACAUGUGUAUAAAACUGUAACUAUCGACAAAUAGCGCUUCCUAGUCUAAGCACUAUACAUGGGUAGCUGCAUUCAUUGCCAAGUCUCUGCAUUCACCAAUACGACUUCAUUUUCUUGCUUCCCAAGCCUUGCCUUUUCUCUGUAUGGCAUUUAUGAUCUAUGUCCAUCUGCCACCUCCAUUGCCUCUGAAAAUUUAAAGCUCAUCUCCAGUGAUGUUUUGCCAAGGCCAUCUGCUGUAAACUGCUACAAGACUAUAAUUUCUGCAGAUUUAUAUUUUACAAAUUACUGUGCACAUAACCAUGUUCCGAAACCUCUCUUGCACAUUUCCUGUAGUGGACAGAUUUGCUUAACACCAGUUUGUUAUUCCUUGUACCACAAGACAUGAUAUUUAUGGUGAAUCACCUUGCAGGUUACAGACAAGUCGGAAUGUUCAUAUAAAUUUAGGGGAAUGGCUAUUACUGUAUACAGAGAAUUAGUGUACGAACUGCUUAUUCUGCUUUCAAACCAAACACAUUUUUGAUGAAUUUGUUUUGGAAGAAGUUAGAAAAUGGGUUAUGGUAAUUGUGAAAAUUUUCGAUAAUUGUGUGAAAGGGGUGAUUAAAAGAACACUAUAACCAGCUUGACUACUUCAUCUUAAACAAAAAAAAAAAUAUAUAAAUUAUAUAUAAUAAAAGGGGGGCCUUGAAAUCUAAAAGACCCCAUUUAGCCAGCGCCAAGCGACAUGUGAUGGAGGGAGGGGGUACUCCCGGAUUCUGCAGUGCCAGGAAAACGGGUUUGUUUUCCUGGCAAUAGAGAAUCCAUUUAAGGGCAAAAUAGCCAAACCAGAAAUAUUUUCUAAUUUAGCUGUUUCCCGUUUAACUACUUUGGCCUUUUAGUUUCACUUUGAAUUCUCCCUUUAGUGACUAACCCUGUGUUUUAAUAACCAAACUUGCACAGUAUCUUUUUUUUAACUUCAUUUUAUAAACUCUUCCAAUUGUUUUUAUGUAUUUUUAGGAAGCAAAGUCUGAACAAAAUGCCAUCAAAUGUCAGUAUGACCAGAAAUGCAGAGAAUAUCUGAAACUAGAGGAGGACCUCAGAACAGCCAAUCAAACUUUAAGACAAAAUCAGACAUUUGUAGAGGAAUUAAAAAGUGAGUAACUUAUAAUAAGUGUUGCUUGAUUCACAUAGCAGUAGUAGGAAGGGAAUGUUGAAAGAUCUAGCAAUAUCCAACUUUUUGCAUGUUGGCUUCUAAAUCUAUGUCUGCAUGCUACCAAGACAGUCUGGUACCAUUUUAAAAUGUAAGAAAUGCAUCAGGAGCGCUGAUAAGUUAUAUCCCCAAAUAUUGUAGAUCUAAAACAUCUGGGGAUCUGUCCUAACAUUCAUGGUGCGCAAGCGAUUAUCCCUGCCUAUUUAGGUUAUACAGAUUUGUAAAUGUUUUUAAAGGAAAGGAAUACUCAUUUUUAUUAUUUAAAGUAAAAAAUGACACAUAUUGUGGCCUAAAUGUGUAUUAUUUUGUAAUGCGUACAUAUAAAGUAAAUACUUCUUUUCAGUGCGUCUUUUGUCUUGACCCUGCUCUUUGGUGGCCAUCUCAAAGUUCUGUUGGUCAGGGCUGCAGAUAUCUGCCCAGCAACCAUUCAGUAAAUGAACAGCUAGUACGCAUGCACAUCACGAACAAGUGUUUGGCACUUCAAAAAAUGCACGUUUCAGUCCUCUAUACUGAUGAAUGAUUAGGUAUGUGGUGCUUCUAGUGCAAAAAUGUAUAGCUACUGUGUAUAAUAUAUGAUGUUUUUACACCUACCUUAAUGAAUAUAGGGGAGAUUUAGACACUUUAAAUAGCUAUAACACUCUAAAAAUAUACAUACAUAUAAAUGUGGUUUGUUCUUAACAUUUUCUUUUCUCUUUUUCAAAGAUAAAAAUGUUAUCAUAGAAGCAGAAUUGAAAUUGGUCCAUGAAAAAUUGCAAGAUGAAGGUUCGGUUAGUCUUCAGAGCACAAAAAGCACUAUUUUAAAUCUGGAAAAAGAGAGAGAUUUCACCCAAGAAUUGUUAAAGAAGAGAGAUCAGGAUAUUGAAGAGAUGAAGGUUACUCUAGAAAACUUGGCAAAAGAAUCUACAACUCUGAAACAUUUAACCGACUGUAAAGAAAAGGAAUGCAAAGACUUGCUCAAUGCAAAUACUUCACUUUCUAAUUGGAAAAACGAGCAAGAAAAAACAACUAAUCAACAUUCCAGAGAAAUGGAAGAUAUGUUGAGUAAGAUUAGCGAACUGAAAGGUGUGGUUCAGACACAUGUAGAUAAAAUACACUCACUGGAAAAUGACAAAACAAAUUUAAAUAUUCAGAUUAAAGCUUUACAAGAGCUUGUGAAUACCAAAAUGGCUGAUUUUGAGAUGCAGAAAGCUGCGUACAAUGAUCUUUGCCAAAAACAGGAAGUGGAAAGUCAGAAAUUAAGGAAUGAAACCGAAAAAUUAGUGCAAGAAAUAACUGAACUUAAGGGGCAAAUUGAAGAACAUAAAUCACAUCCUUGCCAGGACCAAAUGUCUUUAUUAGAGAACAUAUUACAGAAUGAAAAGCUGCAGAACGCUGAAUUGCGCCGACAGCAUGAUGAACUGCUAAAAACUCAAGUGGGCACUAAAAUUAGUCUGGUGGAAUUCGAAGACACGCAUGAACGAUUUGUAGCAGAGUCUAGAAGCCAAGUACAAAGCUUACAAAAUGAAAUUUCAUCUAAACAAAUUGAUAUUGAAUCACUGGCUUCUACUAUUAAGGAGAAAGAUGAAGCCAUUAACAGCUUAUCAGAGAAAUUAAGACUUAAGGACACUGACAUGCUUUCUGCAUGUCAAACUAUUAAGGAGCUCAAUGAUGAACUGCAAGCACUAAAUCAGGUUUCUGAGUCAUGGUCGAUAGAAAGGGAAACACUAACUGCGUUAAUUAGCUGUAAUCAAAAAGACAUUGAACGGCUGACUGCGGAAAAUAAAAGAAUCAAUGAACUUGGUGAUGGAGCCCUGAAUUGUAAUAAAAAACAAGAAGUAGAUGUGGAACAUGUUUCUGAAGAAGCGAAAUCUAUGCUCAACAGAAGCUUCAUUAAGAACACAGAAGAACACGAAACUCUAAAAUUGAAACUCUCAGAGAUGAAAGAGAAAUACUGCAAAUUACAAAUCGCAAAUGAAGAACUAACCACGCUAGUCUGUGAUCUGCAAGGCAAAGAAUUAUCUCGAAACAAAAUCUUAGAAGAAUUCAGAGAGAGCCUAGAAGAAAAGGAAAAAUUAACAAGUAAAUUGCAUAUUGACACGGAAAAGACUAAUGGUUCAGCAGGUCAUGAUGAUGGUGAUGUGGAUAUGACUGAAGGUGUGAACAUUGAAUCCGUGAAAGCUCUGAUAUUCAACAGCAAAGACAUGGAUCUUUGUAAUACUCAAGCUGAGCUUCAUGAAGAAACCUCAUGUUCUGAAGUUAAGAUUAUUUUAUUAAAUUCUGAAAACAUUUAUCAACCAACUACCACAACUCUUGAAAUGGAAAAUGAUGUCCCAUUGAAAAAGUCAAAGAGGUUGAGUUUAAAUGACCCUACAACUGAUUUGUGUGAUAUGUUGAUGCAAAAGUUUGAUUUGCCAGGCCAAAGUGAGUGUAUCACUGAUCAGCAAAGUGCUACUGCUUCAGAAAUAACAUUCUUUACUGACCAAAGCAAAUGUGAUGGGUACAGGCCCAGGAAAUCUGUUUCUGAUGAACUGUUUGACCUAACCUUCAACAGAUCGUUUGAAGAGCAACUGUGUUCUCUUGCCAGUGUGAAUAGCAAUGAUGAAGAUGGUGUAAAACAAUUACUUGCCAUUUACGAAGCGGAAGUAAAUGACUUGAAGAAACAGUAUGGUUCAGAAAUUGCAGCACUGCAACAAACAUUAAAAGACCAAGCUAAUGAAAUGGAAAAUAAAUUGGCCGAAGAGAAGAAACAGAAGGAGCAUCUAUCACUUGAACUUGAAGCUGCAAGGCUGGAGCUGCAGGUCCUUGACUUGAGCGCACGUUCGCUUCUGUCUUUUGAUGUUGAUGAUGUAAGUAUCUGUUGAAUUAGAUUUUUACCAAUAUGUAUAUAUUAUAAGUACAGAAUAAGAAAGGAAAGAGAUAGAGGUGGACAAAAUCCACAUCACUAAUUCCAAGGAAGGGUUACAGAGAUAUCAAGGGGCAUAACCCCACAAAAUAAUUUAAAAGGAUAAGACUAGAGUGAAGUGGUUGUUCCACUAAAGAUGGAAAAAUUUGGACAUCCACUUCACCAAAUGAUAUCUCUAGAUAAUUACAAUAAUUGUUAGGUAUAACCUUUAUUAAGCCGACUUUAGGCAAAACACAAAACAAUAAAUAAUAAUAAAAAUAAAGUAAUAGUGAAACACUUGUGGGAAAAACACGUGAAGUAAAAAGUGGGUAGAUGUAGUUUGGAUAUCCUCAGUGUAUAUUGGGGUAAUUUAGGUAACUUCACUGAAAACACUAGUAACCAGUACAAUAAAGUACCGUAUGUGUUCAGUCACAUAUCACAAAAUUGCUCCCCCUAAAGUCUACAGGGAUCUGAAAAUCCCAGCUAUACAGAGGUACAUCCACAAAAAUUUCCCAUAGACUCUAGUAUAUUAUCACAGCAUAUACUUUCGGUUUAGAUAGAUAGUAUCCAUAUACAGUUUUAUCUAUCAUCUACAGAUGUAUCCAAAGUGUUGCAAAUAAAGACAGAGUCUAGGAAGAAGCUGAGAGGCACUGUGUAUAAAGUGUGUUACUUGGUAUUUAGUACUUAGAUAAGAUGUAGAUACUCAUUACUAAGUGGAGAGGUCACAGGAGGAAAGAGCUUAAAUAGAUCUAGAAAGGUAGUUAAAGAAAAGUAGUAUGUAAGUGUCUCUAAGGAUGGAUUAACUUAUAUAAAUAUAUAGAGGUUCCCACCCAACAGAAUGAAUCCCUCCCGGGAUCAAAAAGGACACUUAAAUGUGCAGAAAAUUACUACACUUGCUAAAUCCAGCUCAUGUGUAUACUGAACGCUGCUGCUACACAACUCCUAUAAAUACUACACACUGCUGCUUCAAGGCAGCCUAACACUGAAGAUCACUAGCUGAACUGUCUAGCUGAUAUUUUUCUGUUAUAGCCAUAGCUAGUGGCACUACUAGGACUUCAAUUAUACCUAUUUAGACAGUUCAGCUAGUGAUCUUCAGUGUUAGGCUGCCUUGAAGCAGCAGUGUGUAGUAUUUAUAGGAGUUGUGUAGCAGCAGCGUUCAGUAUACACAUGAGCUGGAUUUAGCAAGUGUAGUAAUUUUCUGCACAUUUAAGUGUCCUUUUUGAUCCCGGGAGGGAUUCAUUCUGUUGGGUGGGAACCUCUAUAUAUUUAUAUAAGUUAAUCCAUCCUUAGAGACACUUACAUACUACUUUUCUUUAACUACCUUUCUAGAUCUAUUUAAGCUCUUUCCUCCUGUGACCUCUCCACUUAGUAAUGAGUAUCUACAUCUUAUCUAAGUACUAAAUACCAAGUAACACACUUUAUACACAGUGCCUCUCAGCUUCUUCCUAGACUCUGUCUUUAUUUGCAACACUUUGGAUACAUCUGUAGAUGAUAGAUAAAACUGGAUAUGGAUACUAUCUAUCUAAACCGAAAGUAUAUGCUGUGAUAAUAUACUAGAGUCUAUGGGAAAUUUUUGUGGAUGUACCUCUGUAUAGCUGGGAUUUUCAGAUCCCUGUAGACUUUAGGGGGAGCAAUUUUGUGAUAUGUGACUGAACACAUACGGUACUUUAUUGUACUGGUUACUAGUGUUUUCAGUGAAGUUACCUAAAUUACCCCAAUAUACACUGAGGAUAUCCAAACUACAUCUACCCACUUUUUACUUCACGUGUUUUUCCCACGAGUGUUUCACUAUUACUUUAUUUUUAUUAUUAUUUAUUGUUUUGUGUUUUGCCUAAAGUCGGCUUAAUAAAGGUUAUACCUAACAAUUAUUGUAAUUAUCUAGAGAUAUCAUUUGGUGAAGUGGAUGUCCAAAUUUUUCCAUCUUUAGUGGAACAACCACUUCACUCUAGUCUUAUCCUUUUAAAUAUAUAUUAUAAGCAUCGGCUUUAAAAGGUUACUCCAGGCAACAUGACCACUUAAUUUAUUCCUGUACUGUUGAAUAUAACACGAUUAUAAAUAAUUGUAGCAUUGUAACCUUUAUCCCCUUUACUUCUACAUUGUCAAACUGCCUAUCAAAUCACAAUUAUAUUCUCUUCGGUUAAUUAUAAUUAUGUGACACAAAUGGAGGGACACACAAACCAUUUCUUUAUUUGUUACAAAGGUGGAAAGUUUCCUGAGACCUAACUUUGUGUUUUUCAAAGCUUUUAAGUUAGAAAUAAAAUUACAGUUCUGUUUUUAUUUUCUUAAGUUGACAAAUUAUAGUUAAAAUUUUGUCCAGAUAAGAUUUCAUUUCUCUCUAUUUGUCUGACUUGUUCCUUUUGUUUUCAGUUAACAAAAACAUUUGACGCCACCAAUCAGAGCAUAUGCACCGUUUUACCUAUAGGAGGUUUAUCGUUAAAUACUACUAGUUUGCAAACAAGCGAAAGUCCUGGAGAAUCCAAUAAUACUCUACAUUCCAAACACACAGAGGAUGUAAAACUUGCAUCUUUCAGUUUGGAGAAAUCACCUGAAAAUCCGGGGACCACUGGAAUUGAGAGUCCAAAAUGUUCCCCUAACUCUUCAACUACUAAGAUCUUGGAGGCUUCCCCAGAUAUUCUGAAAGUUCAAACCGUUAUAGAAAAUCUUAGGCUUCAAGCUCAGCAAUUUUCUAAUGAGAACCUAAAGCUUCUGCAACGAGCAGAGGAUGGGGAGCAUAAGAUUGAGACAUUGGUUGCUGAACUGAAAGACCUAACUGCAAAGAUUGACGGGCAGAAAUCAGAAUGUGUUGGAAAUGAGGCAGCAAGCUUAGAACUUCACAAUUAUGUGAAGGAACUUGAAGAGGAGAGAGCAUGUUUGUUUGAAAAACUCGAAUUACUUUCUUCUGAGAAACAGCAGUUAACUGUAAGAGUUGAAAACUUGGAAAAAGACCACAAUAACACGUCUAAUACAGUAGAGAAGCUCAAAAUUCAGUUGUCCGACUUGUCCAUCAUACGUAAAGGUUUGGAAAUGUCGAGUGAGGAAUGGAAAGAAAAAUAUCUUCAAACAGAAAAUGAGCUAAGAAGGACUAAAUCUGAAAGGGCAAACAUUGAGAAUCAUGCAUUAUCUCUGGAAGCUGACCUAGAUACCCUACAAGCCAAAAGCCAACACUUACAAGAUGAAAAUGCAGAAAAUAUAAGGCGUCUUUCCUCUUUACAAGAAAGUCUUGAUGUUGCUCUGGAAGAGAAAAAUAAAAUAUUUCAGGAACUGAAUAGUGUGAAUGAAGAAAAAGCGGAAUAUUUAGUUCUCUACCAUCAGUUGCAGAGAAAGGAAGAUGAGUUUGUAGCAAAUAAGGCAAAUUCCAGAGAACUUAUAAAGAUACUAGAAGAUGAAAUGCGAGCGUUAAAAGUUGAACUUCAAACUAAAAAAUCCAUCACUGAACAGUUGUCCAGAGAAAGAGAUGAGCUAAUUAGGCUACAUGAAACUGAAAACACUAAAAAUUCAAACAUUGAAGAGCUACAAAAUCGGACACGGCAAAUACAAGAUGAGAAGGAACUUCUGGUGAAAGAAAUUGAAGAGAUACAGUCUCAGGUGAGAGAGUUGCUAAAAGAAAAGGGAGAGAUAUCUUCAGCUUUGGAAUGCUGCCUGCUUGAGAAACAAGAAUUAGCCACCAGACUUAAUUCUGCCAAUGAAGAAACUGCUCUGUUGCAUAAGAGUAUUGAGGAACUUAAAAUUUGUAUUGACUCUAAUGAAAAGGAAAAAUGUCAUGUGGUUGAAAAACUGGAAAACGAAAUGCAUGCUUUGAAACUGGAGCUUCAGAAUGCAAAAUCCAUCAUAGAACAGUUGUCUACGGAAAGAGAUGGAUUAAUUAGCCUUCAAGAGGCAGAGAAAGGGAAACAUUCUCAACUUGAAGAGCUACAAAACCAACUAGACCAAAUUCAACAGGAAAAGGCACAUCUAUUGAAUCAAUUAGAAGAUAUACAAGCUCAAAUUCAUGCAGCACUAAAUGAAAAAGAUAAAAUAUCUAGAACUCUAGAAUGCUGCCGGCUUGAGAAACAAGAAAUGGCCAACAGACUGAAUAUUGCCCAAGAGGAAGCUGGACUACUGCAUGCUGGUAUUGAGAAACUUAAAAUUCGUAUUGAAUCUGAUGAAAAGAAAAAAUUUCAUAUGAUUGAAAAACUAAAAGAGCGUGAACGAAAUAUAGAUCAUCUUAAAGAUAAAAUUGAAAAUCUAGAGCGAGAGUUGACCAUGUCAGAAGAGAAUUUUGAAGACGCGAUUCUUCAGAACGAGGCGAACAAAGAGGAGAUGGAAAAGCUCAAGGCACAUAAAGAUGCAUUGGAGAAGGACACAAAUAAUUUUAGGAGGAAGGUGGUGGACCUAGAAAAAGUAGUUAUGGAAAGUCAUGAGAAGAUUGUAGAACUGGAAAAAAGGGAAACGGCACAGAAGAAUUUUAAAGAAGUAUCGGAGCAAGCAUUCCUGGAGAUUGAGAAACAGUUGAAUGAGUUGCGUGAGCAAAAAAGGCUAUCCGAUGAGAGAUACCAAACAGAGUCUGAUAAACAAGCUGAAAUGCUUUCUCUUAUUGAGCAAACUAAAACAGACUUAUUGCAUCAGUUAGAAAGGGCACAAUUGAACAACCAAAACCUGGAAGUCUCUGUUGAAAAACUUACCUCAGAGCUUGAGGAAUGCAAACAAAAAUUGGAUGAGAAGACCCAACAGCUUCUUAUUCUUGAAGAAAAACUGGUAAAUGCAGGGCAGUUGAAAAAUCGGUAUUCAUCAGAACUUUUACGGUUUGAAGUUGAGUCAGAAAAUUUGAGUAAUGAGAAAAAGGCUCUUCAGGCAGUGAUAGAACAGUUGGAAACUAAGAUUCAGGCCAUGACUGCAUCCAUUGGAACCCUUGAACAGGCAAUAGUGACUUCAAAUACACUGUGCGAAGAUUUAAAAAUGCAGCUGGAAAAAUCUACGUGUGAAAACCAAGAUCUUUUCCAAAAGGUAAAUACUGAAUUAUAUUCUGUAUUUGCAGGCUUCGUUAUGCAGGUUAGUACAUAAGACUUGUGGAUGACAGAUUCACCUUUAUGUCUUAAGGGGACACUAUUUAGUCACCAGAAUCACUACAUCUUAAUGUAGGGGUUCUGGGGCAUGUAGCCUCUCACUGCAGGCUCAGCAAUAUAAAUACCACCUUUACUGACAAAAGGCAGUGUUUUCGCUGCUGCUAAAGUCCGCCUCACUUGGACAGCCACUAAAGGGACUUCCUGAGUUGGGUCCUGCAAAAGUUGCUGCACCAAUGUUGGAGAUGCUGAAUACUCCACAAGAGAUGCAUAAAUCCAAUGCAUCUCCAUAAGGAGAUGCUGAUUAGUGCAACAGUUUGUUGGUCAUGCACACUAGCCUCCCAAUGCAGCUCAAUGAGAAGUCUUUGUAAGGCUGGUGCUCUGGGCAAUAUCUGCCUCUUGAGUUCAACUCCACUGUCCUAAACAAACCAGGAAGUAAGAUCGGGUGUCUGACAGCCAGGGAUGUGACAAGGUUAAUGUCUAUUGAAAUCUGUACUUUUGCAAAAUGAAAUAAAGAUGACACUCUUCACACACAAAGCUUUUCAGCAAGCCCAAGCGCUUUUAGGGUCUGCAGUGUCCUUUUUAAAGCAGGGGUUCUCAACGUUAGUCCUCAGGACCCCCUACCAGUCCAGGAUUUGGGGAUUACCUGGGUGUGUCUCAGGUGUUUAGAAAAAGGGAAAAAAAACACCUUAGACUCUAAGGUGUUUUUUUUUUUUUCUUUUUCUAAACACCUUAGACACACCCAGGUAAUCCCUAAACCCUGGACUGGUAGGGGGUCCUGAGGACUAACGUUGAGAACCCCUGCUUUAAAGCAAGUAAAUUUGAGUUUUACUGCAUACCGUGGGGGAGAGUUCUCUAAAUAGAACACCAUAGUGUUAUGCAUACAUUUCUGUAUUCCUAGCUCCAUGUUAUUUAUUUAAUAACAAUGUCUGCUUCUGGUAGGUACUACAUUGUAACCUAUGCAUUGUGGAAGCAAUAUGUCAACCAAAUGUAUGUGAAUGUAUGAAGUCUUUUCUACCCUUACAGUGGCAGGCACAUAUAAUUGUGUGCACAUUUAACCCCUCUCACGAUAAGCAACAUAAGGCUGCAUUUAGCAUUGUGAAAUAUCUUCAUACCUAAAAUUUAGUAGGGAAUCUGGUGGGUUUAUAUUAUCCACUGCCUUCAGUUCUUGGUAGGGGGUUAAAAAGUUAUUUGGUUACUAAAAUACCUUAAGAUUAGAGUUCUAGCAAAUAUUCUCACUUCAUAUGUUAAUCUUCCUUGGUGAAUAGACUCCAACUACUUUUUUAUGUUGAUUGAUUAGAAUGUUGGCAAUCGAUUUAUAAAUGUAUAUAAUCCCCAGGCAUUAAUGCAUUAUUAACAGAUGUUUUGUGACUCGUAUAUAACCUCUAGGUAAACGAGCUAUCAAAAAGCUGCAGUGAUUUACAGCUCAAACUGCAUGAUGCUGAUCAUCGUAUCAAAACAUUUCAAGAGGCGGACUCAGUGGAAAGGAAGGCCAUUGAUGAGCAGAUCGAGAAACUUCGGAGGCAAAAUGAAGAAAGCAGUGUGAGUUAUUGAGUUUUUACGCACACAUUGGUAUUAACUUUCAGUUAUACAUGACUUUCAUAAAAGUAAGAGAAUUCGAUAUAGAAAGCAUUUAGACAUUUUAUGAGUAGCUGAAUUAAUCCAGUGAGUCCAAAGAAUCAGUUCAUUGUCGUAUAGAGCAUCUCUGAGAAUUGGUUUUCUUUUCUUAUAACAUAUAUGCACCAGCAUGAUCUGUAGCAGUUAAAAAUAAAAUAGUCUAAAGAAAAAGAAGUUUAAAGAUUAUGGAAGUAACUCAUAUUGUGUGGAUCUAAAGAUUUCAUCUGUGGUUGAUUUGCAUAUGUUAUUUGUAGAGCAGUCAUUCUGUUACAGAUGCAUCACGUGUGUUGAUUAUAAUUUCUUCAGCAGUAUAAAUGCUAUGCACUAGCUAUCACAGCACUGUAUUACAUACCCUAGAUUUAUGUUCACUUUCUAGACAUUUCUAAUAUCUGCAACAUCUCAAAGAGCCGAAUUAGAAGAGACUAUUACAAACCUUCAAAAAGAAUUAGAUGCACAGACCAAGAAAAAUGCGCAAGAUAUUUCAGAAUUUGAGAACCAUCUCCUUCAAGCAGAUUCGAAACAAGCUUUGCUUAAUGAAAUGAUGGAACAGGUAAUUAAUCACAUUCUUUUUUUCUUAGCUGUCUUUGCAAACUACCAAAUUCAGAAUACAUUGGCAAUAUUGAAUAAUAAAAAAUGGUUAUAAGGUUGGUAUUCAGAGGAUUAUAAAGUUAUGCACUGUUGUGAUAUUUGAUUGUAAUGAUCAACACAGCAACUUGUGCCUUCCUCUGUAAUAAUGCAAAAAGCUGGAACACUAACAUGCUUUCUUACUUGUCUAUGAAGCAAAUAGUGUCCCUGUGCUCAAAGGCUGCUGUCUGACAGGACAACCCCUUUGACAACAUUGUGUCCUAAAUACCAGGCUUGCAAUUCAAAGUUUUAUGCCACUAGGCAAUAUAGAUUUUUGAGAGCCAAAGCAGAUACAUAUUAUCUGUCGCCUUUCGGGCCAUUUGCCGAUAUUCUGUACAUUUAAUGCCUAAUUGUCAUUAAUUUAUAUGCUCCCCUCCUUGAAAAAUGCUCAUAGAGCAUUUUAAACUAAAGUUUAACUUGCCUUAAUCCAGCGCUAAGCAAAGCUCACCAGGGCUACUUGGCGCACCCUAGUCUAACUAGAGGCUGGAGCCUCAGCAUAGUCCAAUGAAAGGCUUCUCAUAGGUUGGACCAUUUUACCGGUUCUAGGCACAUGCAUGGGUAAUUUGACACUUUAUAAGCAAACCUUUGCACUUUGGUUUAUUUGUUUCUUGGAUAUUUUUUUUUACGCGCAAACACUACAAUCUCACUGUUUUGUAUGUUUCUAUGUGUUUUAAGGUUUGCACAAGGUAUUGCUUAGCAGCUAAGAGACUUUAAUUAUAUAGAUAUUAGAGAUUUUUUUAAAAUUUCUUGAGGCUCCUUCUAUACACACUAAUACUACAUGCACGCUCUCUGAACUGACAUGGGAAGGGUGAGUGGGAUGGAAGGGUGGAAAAGGAGGAGGGAUUGUGUGUAGUAAUAAUGCUGGGGAUUGGGAGGAAGGAGGGCUUCAUUAAGGGUGGGUAGGAGGGAGGAGAGUGAGGGAGCAGUUAUUUCUGUUGGCAAACAUAAAUUAUGCACAGAAUUGACAUUGGGAAUCCUGGAACAGAGUACUGUCACAUGUGCUGGAGGUGAAACUUCUUCUCAGCACACAACUAAAAAUAUCUGUGUAUGUGCAGUGUUUCAAGCAACAUUGCAUAUCCAGAAUCCUACCACCAUGACCACUUCAAAAAGCAGACAUGAUCAGACAGUAACUCUUUAAAAAAUAUAUAUAUAUUUAUAUUUUUUUCAUUAAAGUGAAACUCCAGUGCCAGGAAAACAAUUAGUUUUCCUGGCACUGCAGGUCCCCUCUCCCUCCUACCCCCCAAUCCCCGGUUGCUGAAGGGGUGAAAAACCCUUCAGUAACUUACCAGAGGCAGUGCCGAUGUCCCUAGCCGCUGCUUCUUCCGCUGCCGCCGCUCCUCCUCCUCUGUAUUACGUCGGCCGGUGGAUGAGACUGAUCCCACCCACCGGCUGGGGAGACCUAAUGCGCAUGCGCAGUAGAGCUCCCCAUAGGAAAGCAUUGGAAAUGCUUUUCAAUGCUUUCCUGUGGGAAAUUGAGCGAUGCUGGAGGUCGUCACAGAUUUUCUGUGCUAUGAUGCAGGAAGUGCCCUCUAGUGGCUGUCACAGCCACUAGAGGUGGAGUUAACCCUGCAAGGUAAUUAUUGUAGUUUAUAAAAAACUGCAAUAAUUCCACUUGCAGGGUUAAGAGUAGUGGGAGUUGGCACCCAGACCACUCCAAUGGGCAGAAGUGGUCUGGGUGCCUGGAGUGUCCCUUUAAGGACCACUAUAGGCACCCAGACCACUUCAGCUUAAUGAAGUGGUCUGGGUGCCUGAUCCAUUUAGGAUGAACCCUUUCUGCUGUAAACAUAGCAGUUGCAGAGAAACUGCUAUGUUUACCUAUGGGUUAAUCCAGCCUCUAGUGGCUGUCUCAUUGACAGCUGCUAGAGGCGCUUCUCACUGCGAUUUUCACAGUGAGAAGACGCCAGCCUCCAUAGGAGAGUGGCUUCCGAUGGCGGAAGAAGAGGGAGGAGAGUCCCAGCGCCGAGGGAGCCCGACGCUGGAAAAGAGGUAAGGGAUUAACCCCUUCCUCCCCUUUCAGUGCCACGGGAGUGGGACCGUGAGGUUGGGGGCACCCUCAGAGCACUAUAGUGCCAGGAAAACGAGUGUGAUUAUCGGGCAUGUCCACCAGAUAUGGAUCAUGGAGGCUGUUCCUUUAAAUUUUGAUGAAUCAACACAAUUUCUUCACAAAUCUGUCUUUAACUGAACAUGCUGACAACACUGCUAUCACUCUCACACAUUCUGGAAUCUAGUACAUGCUGGAAUCGGUGAGUUCCCAGCAUGUAUAGUGCAGUUAAUGAUAAGAGUGUGAUUGCUGACAGCCAUAGUUAAAACGAAAUGUCAUUAGUCUGGUGUAAGACAUUUGGAAGUGAGGACUAGUAUGAAAAUGGGGACAGUAAGUGGAUUGGGAAGUUUACAUCAAGUUUGGGCUUUUUAAUAAUCCAAAUGAUUGUUGUUUGCCAAAAGCAAGGAAGAUCUAGAAAAAGAAAGCCUAAAUAAUUAAGAUGCAGGAGGGAGAGUAAAAAAGAUGCUAGUGAUUAUCAACAGGAGAAAAGAACAUCAGAGACUUUCUCUAACAUAGACCGUAAUAGGACUCAAAGCACCAGAAUAUCCUAUGUUUAUUGCACAGGUUGUGAUGCAAGGAAGUCUCUGCAACGGUUUGCAAGUCACUUCCACAUUUCUUUCCAGUGGCAGGGGCUUGAUCUUUUGGAUUUGGGUCUCACUUUCUCUUUGCAACAUAACAUACACCCAAGUGUGUACAUCAUGCAUACACUGGGAGUGUGCAUUCCAUGCAAGUAUCUAUCUCCUCCCUGAGCUGCAGAUGAAAGUAUCUCUGGCCAGUAACCAGUGAUGGUGUGAAUAAACUAGCAGCGGCAACAUGGCUUAUGGGUGGAGUUUGGAUCUGAUGAAUGGAUCUGUGACUGGAGGUUGAGUUAAAUAAGCCAAAUUCACUUAUAAACAGGGUAGACUGUUUGGAAGAGUGAAACAUGGGGCUUAAAAAUGUAUUUAUUUUAAGAGUUUUACCUAUAACAGCUUGUAUAUGUGAUACAAGAAUGUAGUGUUAUAUUUCAUAACGGCAAAAAAAAGACAAGUUAGUGAGUUACACAUUAUUUACCUCUCAAACAGCAACAUUUUUGGCAUAGAUGCCUAUCUGGGCAUUAACGGAAGGUGAGAAGUCAAUUAACCCCUUAAGGACCAAACUUCUGGAAUAAAAGGGAAUCAUGACAUGUCACACAUGUCGUGUCCUUAAGGGGUUAAAGGGAAACUAUAGUCACCAAAACAACUUUAGCUUAAUGAAGCUGUUUUGCUGUAUAGGUCAUGCCCCUGUAGUCUCACUGCUCAAUUCUCUGCCAUUUAGGAGUUAAAUCACUUUGUUUAUGCAGCACUAGACACACCUCCCUGCAUUUGACUUAUACAGCCUUCUUAAAUACUUCCUGUAAAGAGUCCUCUAAUGUUUACACUUCCUUUAUUGCAAAUUCUGUUUAAUUUAGAAUUUCUUAUCUGCUGGUCUGUUGAUGGCUUGUUAGACCCUGCAGGAGCCUCCUGUAUGUAAUUAAAGUGCAAUUUACAGAGCAGGAGAUAAACACUAAAAAGUAAGUAAGUUACUUCUGAUUGAAAAUGAAAGCAUUUUGUUUUCAUGCAGGAUAUGUCAGUCACAGCCAGGGGUGGUGUGGCUAGGGCUGCACAAACAGAAACAAGGCGAUUUUAACCCCUAAAUAGCUGAUAAUUGAGCAGUGAAACUUCGGGAGAAUGAUUUAUAAACAAAAAAACUGCUUCAUUAAGCUAAAGAUUUUUUGAUGACUAUAGAGUCCCUUAAAUGUUGUAUCAAAAUUUUGUAUUUAUGUUGUGUGUUCUAUUAUUUAUUUUUAGUACACAUGUGAAAUUCAGAGUUACAAAGAGAAAAUGACUGUAGCUGAAGCACAUCUUAAUGCAUACAAACAUGAAAUCGACCACUUAAAAGCAAACCGUGAAGAACUGAAACAGUCCCUGAGCGAUUCUUUGCAGCAAAAUCUGGAGUUAAACCAACUGAAGGUAAGUGUGUAGUUUGUCACUUGUGUUUAUCUGUAUUCUUCCAUGCAUUAUUUGGCAUAUAUGACAAACUCUGGGCACAUGAUUGCUCUGAAAUUUAAAAACAUGCUUCUGGUGAAAAAUCGCAAACGCAGCAGGUUCAUUGUGCUAUAUUUAUAUUACAAUAAAAUAGUGAGAGCACACAGUAAAAUAAAAUAGUUACCACAAUCUGUACAUAUAGUAGCGGGAUCUAUAAAUAAAAUAUAAAGGAAAAAACAUUGGGUAAUACAGCUACAAAGAACUGUAUGUAUUAGUAAAUCUAUGGACCCACUCACAUGGUUCUGAGCCACUCCACAAGCUGGCUCAGGCUAAGGGCUCUAAAUACAGGAAUAUGGUGGCAACUUGAUCAGGAGCUAGAUGCUCACGGGUUCUGCCCCUUAUGACAUAUCAUAAGUAUAUCAGAAGCAUUUAUGAUAAGUGUUUCGAACAAUGGGGAUAUGAUGGGAAAUAGAAGUAUUGGCUCGAGAGCCGAUACAUGGACUAAGACGUCAGGACGUAAGGACGUGAGCGCCGGACGAGUAGAUAUGAUGAGCGCGGAAGUAUAUGUCGCAAACCCGGAAAUCAUCCUAAGAAAGGGCACAAAAAAUUACUUCAAAUAGGAGAGAGACCAUGGAGAAUACUCAAACGUAACCACUUUUGAGAAAGGCGAACAAGCCAAAUCACGUCAAGUGUUGAUGCACUGUCUGGUUAGAAGGAAUAUGGUUUUACUGUUUGUUUCUUAAUAAAGAAGGUUUGUGGUUUUUCACCUACAUCCUGCAUCCUGGAUUGUAUUUGAGGUUAAACCUAAGGAGCAGAACCUGUGAGCGGUAUCCAAAUCCUGAUCAAGUUGCCACCAUAUUCCUGUAUUAGAGCCCUUAGUCUGAGCCAGCUUGUGGAGUGGCUUAGAACCAUGUGAGUGGGUCCAUAGAUGUGCUAACAUCGUUCUUUAACUGUAUUACUCUGUUUUUUCCUUUAGAUUUUAUUUAUAGAUCCCACUACUAUAUGUACAGUUUGUGGUAACUCUUUAUUUUAUUUUACUGUGUGCUCUCACCAUUUUUAUUGUAUCUAGCACUUUAUUUGUGUUUGGAGUGAUACACACAGUGAUUGUAGCACCACUCCUGUGAAUCAAGCCUUACUACUGUUUUGUAUUGCAUUUAUUCCAUAUUAUGCUGCCCCUUAUUCACAUAGAACAUGUAUAUGGCAGGCACAUGUGCAGCUGUAACACUCUACCGUAUGCCCGUAAUAUGCCACUACUGCUCUCUAGAAUGAAAAAAAAGAAAAAAUAUAUAUAAAAAUCAUAUAUACACACUCACUAAGCCACAACUUCAAAGCUUACAAAAUUUAAAUUGUAUUCUUUUUAAACACCUGACUUAGUCAAACAUAAAGGAUAGUUUAAUUACAGUAUAUAUCAUAUACUGCAUAAGUCUGCCACAACACCAAUGUACCCCAUUCUUGACAGCUCCUAUCCUAACAACCUAAUACCUGCUUUUAUGAGAUUAACACACUACUAGGGAAUUAUUCCUCCUGGGUCUCUCUGCAGUGCAAGAUUAAAUAGGCCCCUAAAUAAAGGACAUGUGACUGGUAGGGGUUGCAAAGUUACAGGAGUUGGCCUGGACUAACCACACAUACUCACACUUUCUUAUUUGGAAUACCCUACCGUGAAUAAUUUUGCAUAUCCUGUAUUAAAAUAAAUAGUUUUAAAAAAAAAUAUAUAAAUUUUAUAUAUAUAUAUAUAUAUAUAUAUAUAUAUAUAUAUAUAAUUUUAUAUACAUCUAAAUAAUUUUGUGGGAAUCUUAAAUUGCAUCUAAUACAAUAAAGAAAUAUUGACAAGAACAAGGAAACAAACGUUAAGAAAAAAUAGUUAACAUUGAGAGAUGGUGGAGUGGGAGGACAUAGAAAAUGGAGUGGAAAAUAAAUUCAUCUACAUUUGGGGUUACCCCGGUGUCCCGUUAUAGAUAGGGAUACAAAUGGUUGAUUCUGUAUUUCAACCAUAGAGACAUAUAUUGUGUUGUGAAUCUUCACAGCUAAAUUAGUGUUUGAGAGGAGAACAGACAAUGGUUCUCGCAGAGUUGCUCAGCUGUUUAGUGUAAGUCUACUCACUGCCUCUGGCUUCCUGGCAGCAAGUCAAACACUGGUAUGUAGAUGUGAGCUGGUUUGAUUCUUUGGGUUGUGUGUUCAUGUGAUGUGGCACCACCAAAACAGCAUUUUAAAAGGCUUCUUCUUUAACGUUGAAAAUAUCGUGGAGCUUGUGUUUAUACUUUAUGCCUAGGGUGUCAUCUCAAGAUGUCUUGUUAUGAGCAUUUUGUCUCAGGUGCUUUGGAGGAACGCUCUUCACAAAUACAUAAAUAAACUUGAUAAACUUUCUGGGUUCCAAACAAUGGCAUUCAGCGUUAUUUCUUCUGUCAUCUUCUGAGGUCCAGUAGUAUUAUUUUCAAUGUGCCAAGUAAACACAGUUGGUUAAAAUUAACUGGUAAACAAAUAAAUUCUUCCUAUGGUUUAGUAUCAAAGGCAUGCAAGCCCCUUUGUGUAAUUUAGCACUCAUAUCCUGUAUCCUCCAACUUUAUCACUCACUAGCUAUCUGAGUGAGUACAUUGAGAUCGUUUAGACAGUUUUGUUCUCUAAAAAAAAACAAAAAAAAAAAAACGUUAUCCAUCUGCCGGCCAAUUGGCAGAAAGCUGCUCGUACAUUACAUAUGCUUUUGCUGGUUUUUAGCCUGCGUGAAUAAUGCAAAGGUUCUGUCAUUAAUCAGAGCUUUAAUGUGUUUUCUGCUGCCAGUCUGAGGUGCUGUACCCUAAGCAGCUUUAGAAUUAAAGAGCACCUGUCACUUUCCAAAAGGCUACACUUUACUAUACUUAAUAAACCUCUUUAUUUUUUUUAAAACUAUUUAAAAUAUAUGUAUUAUGACUAAACUAUAUUUAUUGUAAGGAGCCAUUUUAAAGGUACCCCCAUGAUGUGCAUUGUACCACUAUUUAUAAUACAAAGUUUAUUAACGGCAUUCAAAAAUUUACUGAUGUGUAACAUUUAGAUAAAUGCUCUUUUAUGGUAAAUCUAAAGGUUCUGAACGGCCUGCUUGGACAUCCCAAUCAGUUCCAAAGGUGGCUGACGUCUCUCAGUGAUAACAACAAAAAGGCACCCCUCCCACUGUCUUUCAUUGUGAAAUUAUGACCACACACACACUAAUGAGCAGGUGCAUAGAGCUGUGUACCUCCUGCCUAUUUGUUUUUCUUUACAAAGUAAAGGAUUACUAAAGUGUUAGAAAUACAAACAAACGAGUUAAAGGUGUGUCUGCUUCCCCCCUUCCUCCCCAUCCCCCUCAGCAGCUUACCUUAUUCCAGCGCCGGGCUCCCUUGGCGCUGGUGACCUCUCCGCCCCCGCCAGCUCUCAAUGCUUUCCUAUGGAAGCUCUGCGCGAUGGAGGCAUAAUAUGCCUCCAGCGUGGCAGAUACGCCUCUAUUGGCUGUUCGGAAGACAGCCACUAGAGGCUGGCUUAACCCCAAAUGUAAACAUCUCUGAAACUGCAUCUGAAGGGUUAAGACCUGAGUGACCUGGCACUCAGACCACUUCAUUGAGCUGAUGUGGUCUGGGUGACUAUAGUGACCCUUUAACUUUUACUUCUCUUUUUCCUGCACUAAGGCUUUGUUUGCGCUGCUCACCUUUCGCCUCCUGUGAUGUAAUCUAGGAAGCAUGGCCGUCUCCAGGGUGGUCCUAUCCAAAGUUUACCUCUUUUCUACCUUUGAAAAGUAAGGAAUAUUACCUCUGCAUUAACAGGAAUAGUCUAGACAAGAAUACUGGAUAAAGACACUGUCUGCCUAUUCACAAGAACUCAAAUACUGAGAAAUUCCUCAGCAACUCACAGCCACUAGGCACUUAGAAACUGCUAAAUGUUCUGGUGACACAUUCUACUCUCUUUCAACCUCAUCCUUCUACCUCAUUUGAGUUAAAUAGUCCGAGAUCUCUGUGUCCGUGAAACAACUUCUUUAAACUUCUAGGAGGAAGAUUGGUGCCUGGAAAUUCCAUGCUAGAUAUUCAGAGUAAUUUUAUUUUUAUUAUCUACUAUUUUAACGAAUUAAGGGAAAAGUGGAGUAAAUCCACUGUGGAAACGAAUAUCUGUAUAUAAUAUAUACAGCUGGCUGUAAUCCUAAUUUGGAAUAUGUUUUUGUCAAUGUAUUUAGGCCGAUGUUACCGCAAUGAAAAAGGAAAAUGCCAUUACCUGCAGUAAUCUUGACCAGUGGAUGAAAUCGUGCAAACAGUUGGAACAGGAAAAGGGACAGCUGGAAGAACAGAUCAGACAACAAGAAAUGGAUUUGAAAAGCUUACAAGAAAAACAAAAAAGUACGUUAUCUAUGCAUAUGCACAAAAGCACAUUGCGGGAAGGUUAUGGCUUCCUUAAAAAUAUUUCAGUUGGUUGGUAUAAAUAAUUUUUUGCCUAGUUGUUUAUGCCAAUUUUAGCAUUUUUCAUGGGGCCAGAGUGGACAAGGUAAGGGACACUCUAGUAACCAAAACAACGUUGGUUUAAUAAAGCCAUUUUGGUGUACAGAUCAUACCCCUACAGCCUCGCUGCUCAAUUCUCUGCCAUCUAGGAGUUAAAUCACGUUGUUUAUGCAGCCCUAGCCACACCUCCCUGCCUGUGACUUACACAGCCUUUGUAAACACUUCCCGUAAAGAGUCAUCUAAUGUUUACACUUCCUUUUUUUGCAAAUGUUUGUUUUAUUUAGAAUGCUUUAUCUUUUGCUCUUUUAAUAGCUUGCUAGACCCUGCAUGAGCCUCCUGUAUGUUCUUAAAUUCAAAUUUCAGAGCAGGAGAUAAAAACUUUUAAAGUAAGUUACAUCUGAUUGAAAAUGAAACCAUUUUGUUUUCAUGCAGGGCUGCAUAAUCAUAAAUAAAAGUGAAUUAACGUCUAAAUGUCAGUGAAACUUCAUAGGCAUGAUCUAAUUCUAUACAAAAAAACGGCUUAAUUGUGCUAAAGUUGUUUUGGUGACUAGAGUGUCCAUUUAACGAGAGCAGCAGAGGGAAAUGCAUUGGUCUGCCAUGGUAGAAGGAAGGGCGGAAUGUGGAGUAUGUACACUUAAUUGUUUAAGUAUGUGACUUAAACAAAAAUGAUUUAAAAUAAAAAUAAACAACAAAACAUUGCCUAUAGCUAACUUUUAGUCCACUAUUUGGUUGUGUAGAAAGUGAAAAGACAUUUGCUUUGCUAUAUAUUUAUAAUUUGUUGAUGUGGUCCAUUUGAGACUUUCCUAUUUUGUUAAAACACUACUUUUAGAUCAGAUUGCAAUACAAUAUUGUGACUUUAAUGCAGACGUUAUUUUUCAUACUAGCGUAGUUACUUUAUUUUUUCUGUUGUAAGCAAGAACAAUAAAUCUUUUACAUCCAUUAAUUUGUACCAUGCUUACUGGAAGGCACAAACUGUUCUCUUAAAGGAUAAAUAAAAUCCUUCAUGUUGUAAUGUAGACAUUCAAUAUAUAUUUUACAGUUAUUUUUUACCAAGAAAAAUUCAAGUUUCACAGAAUGAUUGUUUGAUAUAUUUUGUAAAAUACCGGAAUAGUUUAAUGCAAGUAAUGAAAACAUUAUUUAACAAAAAUAUUAGUGGGAAUGUCGCUUUUUUCCUUGUUAAAUGAAUACCUACAUUUUAUUUAUAUUGACCCUUUGUGAUUAGUUCUUGCCGAUGUAAUUGUUGUAGGCAUGAUCCACAUGUGGUAUGCAGCUGGGCUUUAACUACAAUUUUAACAGUUGGGAGAUAAUUUGAGAAAAUACAUUUCAGCAACACCUGGAGGGAUAAGGUUGGACAUGCUUGAUUUUAGCAGGUUAAACCUUCGUAACAGUAAUCUGUAGCCCUAUGGUUCCUGACACAUACCACUGUAGAGAAUCAUAAAUAUGCCCCCACCGUGUCCUACAGCCACUAGUAAAUGUAGAGAAUUCAAAAUGUAAACGGCGCCAUUUCUGUAAAUUGGCACAAAUGUGAAGUUUACAACAUCACAGCAGCAAGGGCAAAAUCUAUGCCCCUAAAUCACUUCACUAAGAUUAAGCAAUUUGGGAGUUUAGACUGUCUUUAACUAAAAUACUUUUUGUUGUUUAAAUUGACCUAUUUGCACUUUUUAUGUUUGAAUCUUUUUUUUUUUUUUAAAUGCUGUUAGAGUAUUUUGACAUAUACUUAAGGCGAGUGAAAUAACAGCACAUUUUCAUGUAAUGAACUGGAGCAGUGAGUCUGAAAAAAGGUUUACAAUAAAACAUCAUUUUGACAGGUUUGUGAUUAAAACUCGGUUGUUCGGUCACUGCUUUGCCACACAUGGAAUAGUGAAUAGUGUUAAAAUAGCUUGACUAUCCUGGGGCUGCUCCCUGUCGCCAGAACUGCAGAUGGCGAGCCAGAAGCUCUCUUUUUUUAAGAAAGCCCAGUUUUGUGGGGCAUAGCUCAUUGGUUGAGAUCAAUCCGCUGACACUCUUAGCUCAGGAGAGAAAAGAAGAUCCUGGUUAGGAGAUGCCAGCUCUCCAUCAACAGUAGUGGUUGGGAGUGGCAGAUCACUGGUAAGAAGUCAUGUGUUCAAAAACAGUUUGACUAACUUCCAUGGGAGGUGUCAGGGUAAUCCUCACAGUGAGUUGUAGUGGUUAUGGUGCUUGGAAUUUUUGUUUAACGAAUUGGAACACUGGUGGUGGUGUAGCUGUAGUUCACUCUGCACCUUUACAAUAUUUCCUGUUUCUGUCACAUUAUCACAACAGUCCGCAACACAUGAAUUACUGUCUUCUCUGGAUUAGUUAGACAAUUAUUGAAUGAGCAACUACAUCUUUGACUUUGUUUGAAACCGAUACAUGCUUUAAGACAAGAUAUUUCCAAUUAUGUAAUGUCUUGCCUUUUUAUAUAGGUGCAGAAAUGGACUCUAGUUCCAAUGACUUAUUGUCAGAGCUAGAGGAAUUAAAACAAUCUUUGGAAGAAAAGACUGCGGAGGCGGACGAGAGCGUUGAAAAAUAUUGUACUCUAAUUAUUGAAGCCCAUACUCUGGAGAAUGCCAAUGAAACACUGAGAAAACAAGUGGAUUUGUUAACAUCAAGGCUGCAACAGCUUGAAGCCAGCAAAGAAGUCCAUUCUUCACCCCAGAAAGUACACAGCCUUGUGAAGAAGUGUAAUGGCAAAGGCGGAAAGGACAGAAGGUCUACGCAGGGCACCGCAAAGAAAUCCACUAAAAGACAAAGAGCUCAAGAGUGUGCAGAGGAUGGCGAAAGGCAGAAAUACACAACGCCUACAACUCCACGCUAUACUAAACGGAUUAAGAACAGUGCAAGCAGUACGGUUUCUACACCACAGUCAACUGACGAUGCAUGCUUUGAGCCAGAUGGACUUCCAGAGGUUAUUAAAAAGGGUACAGUUUGAUUUAUUUUCUAUAUACAAAUUGUUUCAGAUAACUUUUGCAGUCUUAUAUCCUCUUCUAUAUUAUGUUUGCAUGUGUGUUUUUAUAAAAGGUCCUGCUUAUGUACAUUGUGUAUAUUUCAAAUGUUAUUUGGUAAAGAUUUUUUUAUACAACCUAAAUAUCCAGAGCGAUAUAUCUAGUGAGGACCUUACUUUAGUGGAAAGUUGUUUUUUUUGUUGUACUGUUCCAGUAUCUUGUAAAUGACAUAGACCUUUUGAUAAAGGUACCCCCUCUAGUAAUUAAAGCACUUCCCUACAUGACGCAAGAUACACUAAAAUGGAAUUUACUACUAGUAAAUCGGCACAUUUGCUAAAUUUUGGUCAUUCUAAUUUUGGUUGGAAAAAUACUUGGCAAUAUUUCCUACUUGGUUAUUUUGCAUUUUUCAGUAAACCACAUUUAAUGUUAGUAUACAAUCCCUGCAAGGAUUGUUUUCAUUUAAUGCAGGUUACCUGGAAAUAAUAAUCAGAUUACAAAACAAAAGUAUCUCUAGCAAGAAAGGUGUUCCGUCUCAGCAUUAUAUUUUAUACACAGCAUUUACUAGGAGUGAGGGAAUCAUCGACCCCAAAAUGUAUUGGUUUGGUCAUUAACAUUGCAUAGAUAAAACCCAAAGCUUUCCAGACUAUCUCUAAAACAAAAAUGCAGAAUCUAAUUUUGAGAUUUAAAAAUAUAUUGUAUUUCAUUUGUUAAAGUAAUGAUGAAUCUUGGCUACUCCUGUUAUUGUGUUCUGUGUUUUUUUAUGAUGCUGGUUGAGUAAAAACCAACUCCACAGCAUACAUACAACUGAAGUAUCCACCGAUUGGCCAACAUAAACCGUCAGAUUGACGCUGUUAACUUGUCACUACCCAGGGUCUCUUGUCAACUUUCUGCCUUAUGUAUUUUUUAAAUAGGAUUUGCUGAUAUCCCAUCAGGAAAACGAAGUCCUUAUGUUCUCAGUAGAACGGCUCUUCCUAGAAGGAAAAGCCCACGUCUUGCUGGCCAAAAACAGUCUCCAUCAAUCCUCUCAACACCCAGUGAUGACCUUGAGAACCUCCAGAACUUCCCUAAUGUAACAGAAGGGUGCAGCAAAGCACAGAUGGUAACUAUACUGCUAUUCUUGCAAAACACUCAGCACUGGAAUAGUCUGAAAAAACAUGCAGGGUCAUUAGAGCAUUUGUGUGUACGCUUACUUAUUCAUGAACCACAUUAUUCAGAAAUGCAUUAGAGUAGAAAAGAAAACCCUAUUCAUAUAUUUAAAAUAAUGAAGACUCCUUGUUUAGGAUUAUCGUGAUUUGUCACAAAGAGUGCUAGGUUUGCAAUGUUUACAUAGUGUUUCUUGAUCUAAAGGAACAAGGCAGAGCAGAUAUUGUAAACACUGUUGCAGUAGAUUUAUGAAGCAUUUUGCUUUUGUAAUUACCCAUUAUUUGUAUUUUAUUCACUACACAGCCUAUGCAGUGUGCGGUUCACCAGUAGAGCAUAAAAUGUGCUGUAUGGUAUAUGAAAUAUUUCUAAAUCAUUCAACAGGUUUAAAUAAUGCAUUUCAUGCUUUCUGCUGGUAUUUUAUUCUAAGCGAAGUCUGAAAAGACAAAGGAAAAUUAUGUAGAUUAUACAGCAAGCAAAGAAUAAUGUUCAAGUAAUUAAAUAGGUUUUUGUCAUAUGUAAGAUCCUGGCAUUCAGAAUUGUAAUAGGCAGCUGUAGAAAUGUUAAAUUUUUCAGAAAAAAGGGGAACUUUCAGAGUACAUAAAAGCUGAUACAAUAUGUAGAAGCCAGCAACCUGACUCUUAGGGAUUCUGCAAUGUCUUUUAGGAUCCCAUCACACCUGACCUGUAGCAAGUGAGCGUGUAGAUGAUGACAUGUUCAAACAAACACUGGAAUUUGUUCAUCUCAAUGGGAAAUCAAUCAAUGGUGUUUAUCUUUCUAAAACCAUACAGUCUUGAUUUCCUUAUUUUUUUUUUAAUCCAAUCCUUUUAGAUUUGAUUUUUCCAAGUGUCCCUAGAAGUGCAUACAAAUGCAUUAUUAUGCAUAUCUAGUCAUAGUUUGCUUGCUGAAUUACAAUUUUUUUUUUGUGUGUGUGUAUGUAUGUGUAUGUAUAUGUGUAUAUGUAUGUAUAUAUAUAUAUAUAUAUGUGUGUGUGUGUAUAUAUUUAUAUAUUUUGGACACCUAUUUCAACACUUUCCAUAAACAACCACACCAACCACUAUUUGAACUACACGGCUCCAUUCUCACUACCGCUAACUUUAUGCUCUAUGUCAGUUUGCUGUUAACUCGAUUUGGCCUAAAUGCAAAUAAUUUCUCAGGGCAUUCCUUCCACAUAGGGGCGGCAUAAUUUGCUUCCCCCAACCACAUUCCAGCUCAUAUCAAAACUAUGGGACACUGGAAAUCUUCUGCUUACUCUCUUUACAUACCAAACCCAGUUAAAGAGUUACGGCAAGCUUUUCGUGAUUUGUCCAAAUAAUUGAUGUUUUGUAAUAUGAAUAAAUUUGGUAUGGUACACUUCUUUUUGCCCUCUUUAUCACAGGCAUACUGCAUUGUUGUUUCUGGCACACCACAACCGACUGGUGUUAUUUAACUAUCUUUGUUGGUUACGAAUUAUGUUACCUUACCAUCACGGCAAUAUUGUAGAUAAUAUCCAUAUAUAUAUAUAAUAUCCAUCUAUCUUUAAUCAAACAGCAACUGCACUCAUUGUUAAAAUAUAUAGGCGUACAUACUGUAGAUACAUACAGUUACUAUUUGAUUGAAGAAGGAUGGCUGCAGAGAUUUUAUAGAUUUCAUAUUGGCCGUAGAUUUGAUCAUUUGUGGCAGGCUAUUCCAGGUAUGUGGAGCUCCUUAGGGGAAAGCCUACUUGCCUCCUUUUUGAGGCGUGUAGUGCAAAGUAAGGAACAGGAAGUGGAAGAAGUACUUGGUGGUGGUGGCAGCAUAAGUGAGCAUACUGUGAGAGUAAAGUGUGUCUGGAUGAUAGAGAGUAAAGUGUGCUGAGUUUAGUGAGAUGACAUCUGGGACUAGGAAUAAUCAUUGGUCUAGAAGGACUCCAAUCAGACAGGCUGAUGGCUUGAUGCCAGGCACGAUCAUUGAUAUGUCCACUUAUUUUACACAUUUUAUUACAUAAUGUUAUCUUUCAUUAUGAUUUUACACAAUCAGUCUGGGUGUAAUCUUUUAAAAAGGCAAAUAACUAUUUGUUUCCACCUGUGAAUUUAGUUUUGUUAAAAGGGUUACGGAGAAGAGAGAGCGUAUAUUUAUAUAUAUUUACAUACAUUUUUUUUUUUUUUCUUUUCUUUCAGUUGAGCAAAGUGGAGUUAAUGCAGUUGGAGGCAGCAGUAGGAUCUAUGGAACUCUCAUCUCCACUAUCAUCUUACAACAAGCUGAAAGGUCCCGUGUAUGAAAGUCCAAACGUUUGUGAAAAAGAAGCGGGCAACACAAUACGGAACGUCAAAACUUUACAUGAACAAUCUGAAAGUGAAGAAACGUGUAAUGUACAAUAAUGUACUUUGCAUUAUUAUUCUAUUUUUUUCAACUCUUUGUAAUUAGUGUAUAUAUAUUCCAAAAUGGUCAUUUAACCAAUAGGUGUUAGGUAAAUUUGUAUGAAAUCCCCCUAAAGCUAAAUAAGCAAUUGAUGGUAAUAAAUAAUAAAAGAAGCGACCUGACCAAUUGCUGACUGAAUGGUCAUCAGCUGUUUUGCUUUCCUUUUUCACGAAUGGAAAAAAAAAAAUACAACUGCAAAAAUAUAGAAAGUUAUAGACAAAUCUUUAAAUCUUUGCUAUUCAGAUAUUACUUUCCUAACUAAUGGCUAAAACUUUCAUAAUUGCUUCAGACUCUGUGCGCAGCCAAGCUUCUGUGAACUAGAGAGAAUAGUCAUCUCUUGUUUUGAUGGUAGGGGGCCAGGAGACCCUCAACAUUGUUGUUUUAUUUGUGUAUUUUACCUAGGGCAGCCAUUUAGGUACACUUACACCCCAUAACAUUUUGUCUCUAUGAAAUGGUGAUGCUUGGAGUACCUGGGCACUCCUGAUCACUUGAUCUUAGGUGGAACCAUAGUUUAAUGGGGGGUUUUAUAAGCGUGACAUUGUUGUUCGUUAUCUCCUUUUCAUACCAGUAGAACUGUUUCCUCUAUUUUCUCUGAAUAUAUAACCCAUUAAUUUUAUUUAUUUCUUCUUUUUUUAUUUUUUAAAAAAAGGCUAUGCUAUCAUAACCUCUGUAAAUGUGUAAAUAUUUGUACAUAUAACCAUGUUUAAUGUUUUUAAAAGUUGCAUUUUUUUUUCCCCGCAGUUGACUUAAUAGCGUACGGUAAAAUUCAUGUAGAAUGUUACAAAGUUGUACAGUAUAUUUUCUACUUGGAUUUUUAUAAAACAUAUAUAAUGAAA